AUGGGCGGAAAUGCGUUCAAUCAGACUCUUUCCUCUGCCAUCUUCCCUCGCAUGUCACCUGAAUGCUAUCAGACCCUGAAAGCUGCUCUCCUUCCCUACGUUCAGCCACUUUACGAAUUAGUCGCCGUCCCAAACGAAGCUCCAGGAAAAGCCGAUCAUGGCGAUAUUGAUUUUGUGGUUGCUCAUCCCAAACCUGGGACCUCCUUGGAAUUAGUGAGACAAGCGUUGAAGGCGACUCAUAGCCUGCUGCAGGAGGGGAAUCGCACCAGCAACUUCGCAGUCUCGACUACUGCCUUUGAUCAUGUCUAUCGUGCAUCUGAGCAUGGUAGAGAUGACUUUGAAACAUUUUACCAGGUUGACGUGAGCGUAUGUGCGGAUAAAGGAGAGUGGGAGCGCACUGUGUUCUUACAUUCAUAUGGAGACCUUGGCAUGAUACUGAGUGUACUUGCGCGAGCCGCUGGUCUUUCUCUUAGCGUGCACGGGUUGAAGCUCCUCGCUCCUCUCCCUACGAGUCCUCCAGUGACCUUUUAUCUGUCAUUCUCCUUAUCCCAGAUUCUCGAGUUCUUCGGGCUUUCCCAGGACAGGUGGACAGAAGGUUUUGCCACAGAGCAAGAAAUAUUCGAGUGGAUCGCUUCUUCUGUUUUAUUCCGUCCGCAUACAGUCGCACCCGCGGACAACGGCCACACGGCGGGUCGAAACGGUCGGAAGGUGCGAUUCAUGUAUCAGAAUUUUCUGGCGUAUGCUCGCGACCUUGCUCAUGCGAGGCCGGCCGCGGCACAGCCGAGUGUCGUAGUCAGCCUUUCUGAGGGGGUGGCUCGGUCUCCCAUACGUGCUGGCAUCACCGCGGACGACGCGCUCCGUUUCUUCAGAAAAGAGGCGGAACAUGCCGCCCUCAUUCGGUCAUCAGAUAUCAAACAACACGCGAGGGAGGUAUUCUCCGGUAAACUCCUCGAGGGAUGGACGGGCAUGCGCGGGCUGCCGGUGAAGUGGCUGAUGGAUACGGCACGAGAGCGGUUGGAGCAGGCUCACGCGCAGACUCGUCCUGAGGAUUACAGGAAGGACGUUUCGCAAACCGUAAUUUUCGGCCAUGACCUCCUUGGGAAGGAGCCGUUCGUCGUCUCCUCCUGGGAGCUCGCUCUGUGGUCGAUGUCUAUGUCCGAGGUACGUUCUUUCAUUCUGCAGAUUCAGGAUGACAUGACACGAGCUGGUACCUGUGAACGGAAUUGGGAGAAGGAGCGAUCUCGGAAGGCUAAGAAACAGGUGUUAUGA
Molecule: messenger RNA, 1269 nt
Organism: Fibroporia radiculosa
Lineage: Eukaryota; Fungi; Basidiomycota; Agaricomycetes; Polyporales; Fibroporiaceae
Exons: 2
Coding region: 1-1269 (422 amino acids)
Source: RefSeq, a predicted model, not a curated record